GUCUCCAUCAACAUCACCCCGUAAGUGAAGUUUCCUCAUGCCUUCCAAAGUACACAUGUGCUUCUUAGCCCUUAUUUAUCUCCUUCUUCUACUUUCUGUAUCACACGCAAGAAAGACAUACAGCAAUUGUCAACCACAUGCCGACAAUGAAAGGCAAACACCUUCGUGCCGAGCACCAGCAGCUAUCAGCUGCUGUCAGCCGUCACUCAACAAAGGUACCUGCCCACUCUCCUGCCUCCCUACCGUCGACAACAAGCAGCUACUAACAAAAGCAUCCAGCACACUCAAGUCCGCAAGCAAACCCUCACGACAAACCCCUCGAACACCCACCCCAUGCUCACGCGCGCCACGACCACAAGCCUAGUUCAGAACGCCGUCUUCAACACCCAAGAACUCCUCGAGACAAUCCUCCUGCACCUUCCCAAACCCCAGAACCUGCUCGCAGCCCGGCGCGUGAACAGCCACUGGAACGCCGUGAUCCUCACCUCCACCCCCCUCCGCAGGAAAGUCUACCUCACUCCCCAGCCAACAUCAAAGCACACCCCCUGGCUCUUCGACGCCAAGAGAAAGACGUUGCGCCUCUGCACCUCACAAGAAUGCGAGAUGCCUGGAGCCCUGUGGACGCUUCCCGCCACGCUCAAUUCCGUCUUCUUUUGCGUGGAAGGGGUGGGAAUGAGGGACGGGAUUACGAAAAGAGUGCAGAGAGCUGAGCCUGUUCUGUUGAGGGCGAGGCCAGAUAUGAGCGGCGCAAAUGCGGAGGAGAAAGGGGGGAUAUGCGAGGGGAUGCUGGUUUGUCAGCCUGCGUCGAAACAAGUUACAUUCGAAUGGGUCGUUGAGAGGGUGGGAAAGGGCGAUGUUCUAAGCAGGAGCAGCAGGAGCGGGAAUGGCAGUGGGCGAUUAAGGAAAUUCAUCACGGACAAGGUGACGAAUGAAAGGGGCGUGACGUUUGGGGAUUUGAUGGGCGCUGUGAGGGAUGCGAUUAAGAGGAUGCCGGGGGGUUUGGGGACGGAUGGGAGCGAGUGGUCGGUGGUGGUGGAGAAGAGUUCGCUGUGGCUUAGUGGGGUUGUGUUCCCUACUGAGGAGGAUAGGGAGGGUGUCGAGAUGGGAGCUGUGGGAGGCAGGGCUACUUGACGGGGAGGCUGAGUCGGUGUUGUCGUGACGUUUGCAUUGGGAGAAUGAGAGAUGAUGGACGUGGCGAUGAGGCCGCGUGAUGGUGGCAAGCGCAGGAUGAAGUGAGGUCUGAUGCUUCGAGAGCUUUGUGUGAGCGUUUACAGUACUCUCUUCGCAGGGCAGGGAUGGAGGAAUCAUGACAGAC
Neohortaea acidophila is the source of this 1315-nucleotide messenger RNA. RefSeq lists its product as uncharacterized. The coding region runs from base 334 to 1131 and encodes 265 amino acids. The transcript has a single exon. Lineage: Eukaryota; Fungi; Ascomycota; Dothideomycetes; Mycosphaerellales; Teratosphaeriaceae. Gene Ontology annotation, molecular function: protein binding. The record is from RefSeq and is a predicted model, not a curated record.